AUGUUAAUAAUAAAAAUAUAUAAUUUAAAUAUAUUUUUAUUUUUUUCUAUUCCUUAUUUAUUUGCCAUUGAUGGAAGUAUAAUAUUAAAAGAAUUGGGAGAAAAACAAUAUCAUUUAAUUAAAGCAAAAUCAUCCUUAUCUCAACAUGGAAUUUGUUGGCAAAAUGCUAUUAAAACAAUAAAAAUUGAUUGUAAUAAAUUAAAUGAUCAAGAACAUUCUCUUCUUGCCUUAAAAUUAACAAAUUGUUUUUUAAAAGAUAGUGGACAUGAGACAUAUGAUUGUUAUCUUAUUAAUUCAGAAUAUCAACGCAGAAAUUGUAUUAAUAAUAUGUCAGAUAGAGCAUUUAAUGUAUAUAAUGAAUUUUAUAUACAUACUAUGCACAUGUGUUUUUAUUUAAAUUAUGAAGCUUGGCAAGUUCAAACUGACAACAUGGUUAAACAAUUAUAUCAUGUUUCUUCUCGAAUGAAAGAACAAUUAUUAGAAGCUACAGAAAUGCAAGAAAUUAUACUUGAUAAUCAAAAACAGAGUCUACAAAUGCAAAAUAAACUUUUAAAUCAUGGAAAAGAACUUGGUAUUGUAUUAAAAUCUUCUUCUGAAAGUGUUAAUAAUUUAGUUAAAGAUUUCAAAGAAUCUGCAAAAGAUCAAAAAGAAUUAUUGUAUGAAAUCUUCUCAUACUUUCGUUCUUUUCAAAAUUGGAUUGUUGGAGAAGUUUCUUGGUUUCAAUCAAUUAUUUAUUACAUAAUUAGUUGUAUUUUAUGUGCAUUAUUUAGUUCUUCUAAAAAAACUGUAGAUGCAAGAAUCACUCUUUUUUCAAUUUUAAGUUUGAAUAUAAUAGUAGAACGAAUGUUGGUUCAAUAUUAUAAUAAUAUGCAUUAUUCCAAUGACAAUCAGAACUAUUUAUUAAAUACAAUAUGGAUAUGUAGAAAAGUAGUUCUUACUCUUUGUGCCAUUACAUUAUUUUGUACAUAUUAUUAUUAUAAAGAUGAACAAAUAGAAAAUAAUAAAGCAUUAAAACGUAUUGAACAUCAAUUAAACACUAUACAAGAAGUUACGUCUAUUUCUACUAAAUAUCCAAUUCGUUAUUCUACACGAUUAAGAAUGAAGCAUUUACAAGCACAGGUUAAACAGAUUGAUAAUGAAAUUCUUUCAUAA
Apis laboriosa (Himalayan honeybee) is the source of this 1152-nucleotide messenger RNA. RefSeq lists its product as uncharacterized. Bases 1 to 1152 code for a protein of 383 amino acids. The transcript has 7 exons. The record is from RefSeq and is a predicted model, not a curated record. Lineage: Eukaryota; Metazoa; Arthropoda; Insecta; Hymenoptera; Apidae.